AUUUUGUUUGUGAAUUGUAAUCCGGCUUUUCGCGUUCUCAUUUUGUGGUCUCAUUUUAGACAAUCUUAAACUAUAAAUGGGUCGAAAAAAGAAGAAGCAAGCAAAGCCAUGGUGCUGGUAUUGCAAUAGAGAAUUUGAUGAUGAGAAGAUUCUUAUUCAGCAUCAGAAAGCAAAGCACUUCAAAUGUCAUAUAUGUCACAAAAAGUUGUACACAGGUCCAGGCUUACAGAUUCAUUGUAUGCAGGUUCAUAAAGAAAAUGUUGAAAAGGUUCCAAAUUCACUGCCAGGACGAAAUGAUAUUACAAUCGAAAUCUAUGGAAUGGAAGGAAUACCGGCAGAUGACAUUAAAGAGCAUGAUAAGAAUCGAUCAGACGAACCAGCAGCGAAAAAGAUGCGACAAGAUGAUGAUGGCCCCGAGAUGUCUGCGCCAAGUCAAAAUGCACAAAAUGCAAAUAAACCUAACCACAUGAAUCAGAUGGGUGGGCAUAAUCCAGCGGUGUCUAAUCAUAACGGUAUGAAUCGAAUGCCAAUGGGAGGUCCAGGGAUGAUGCCCCCAAUGCCUGCUGGGCCUAUGGGACCAAUGGGGCCUAUGAUGAUGGGACCUAUGGGCCCCAUGCAUAUGCCUAUGGGAAUGGGACCAGGUCCAAUGGGAAUGGGUCAGAUGGGCAUGGGGCCCAUGGGGAUGAUGGGAAACCCGAUGAUGCAGCAUCGGCCACAAAUGUCCCACAACCAGAUGCCACAACGUAAUAACCUUCCACCCAAGCCGCCGGCCGCAGCUACGACAACACAGUCUAGUCAGAGUGCCCCAGUCAAACCAUUAUUCCCAGCCGCUGGCCAGGCACCUGUAUCUAAAAGUUCUGCGCCAGUUGGUCCCGAUUUUAAACCCAAAGGUUACCCGGGAGAUUCAGCACCGACAUUCCCCGCCACGUCUGCUGUGGUCUCUGCGUCUGCUACCAUAUCUGCUGCACCAACGGUGAAGAAACCAGAAGUGGGGUCAUCAGGAAUGACAUCGAAAUUAAUACACCCAGAUGAAGAUAUAUCACUGGAGGAGAAGCGAGCGAAACUCCCCAAAUAUGCAUCACGUAGCAGUGUGCAGCGACCAAAUCAACAUCAGCAGCCCGCCAAAAUGGCCGGUCCAGCCAUGACAAGCGGCCCUCCGACUUCUAACACAAUGCAGCAACCAAUGAUGGGUGGUCCUAUGAUGCCAGGUAAACAGUUCCUCCGAGGCCCGAUGCCACACAUGAUGGGCCAGGGACCAAUGGGGAUGAUGCCACCGUUCAGCAUGGGUUAUCAACAGCAAAUGGCCAUGCGCCCUCCUGUGAUGUCACAACCAGGUGCACGCUACUGAUGACAAAACAAGCUAAGUUAUGUGCUCAGUCUUAAGUUCCAUGUGUUGUGUCUUGAUCUAAGACAGUGACGGCUAGUUGGAUACGAUUCCGUGGUUAUCAUCUCCUUGAUGACGCUGGGUGCAGGUUUGGAUUGGGAGCCAUUUUGUUUCAGGUGACCCUGCUGGUGAUGCCAUCCUGACGUGCGGCAAAAAGGUUAGGUUCCGUGAUGGACAAUGUGAUGGUGUUUUUGUUACAGUGUGGAGUUCACUGUUGGACUGCCGGCUCCAGUCUGCCCACAGCUGGCCUUGAAGGUUAGCAGAGACACUGCACUUGCUAUUUUAUUGUUUAAGUUCGUGCUUGUGCUUAUUGAUCUAUUUUGAUCAUCAUUUAAAGGAGAAGUGUCCCAAGCCUUGAAGGCACUGACAAAGUUUGAAGACUUUCCGGCAAGUCAAGGCUCUGAAUUUCCAUCUGUUAAUGAGCACAAACUGUUUUUACAAAACUUGAAAAUUGAUGCUGGACCCGGUUGUACAAACAAGUUAUGUCUAAUGCUGGCACAGACAACGCCAAGUCAAGGUAAAGCCAACAUUGGUGACAAAAUCUUUAUUGAACAACCUGGCCUUACACUAUAAUGUAUUUUAUCACCCCAAAAGUGCAAGUGCAGUUCUCUUUAGAAUGCAGUGGUGUAUUCAUUCAUUCACAGUCAAUAAUGAUUUACUGUCGGUCAACUGUUUUUAGUAAUUUGUGAAAAACAUUGAAAUGAACUCUCGCAAUUUUAUCAGUAAAUUGUCAAAAGCUGGAAUGUAUGGACUCGCUCAAGAGAAGACACAGGUUUGGUUCUGAUGCUUAGUAUCAUGUACAUUUGUACACUGAUGCUGAUUGUUCCUAGAUUAGAAACUGCAUUCUCACUUUUAACUUCCUCAUGGUUCCCAUGUACCAACAGAUUCAACGGCGCUCAUACAGGGGGUGACCCUUAGUCGUCCUUUAUUUCUUGGACUCCAAGAUUCGCCCCGAAUUUGGGAGACCUCUAGAUCCUGUUCUGUUUCGCUUUACCUUUAACCCAAGAUUAGUGCAAUGAAGUUUCCGUGCAUUACCCAAAAUAUUCCAAAAACAUGCUAUGUGGUUGAUAUUCUGUUGGGCUGCCAUUCUUUAAACCCCUGUAAAAGUCCUGAAUCGGUUGAUGCUGUGCUCUUACUUUGUAACUUGCCCCGUUUAUAUAACUGUAUGCAUUGGUACCUUCAGAGAGAAUCAGGUAAGUCUCUCGAUGGCGCCACAGAGCACCGACCAGGUAGGCUUGGUGAAAUCUGACCUUGGUGUUAAUUAAUCUGGGGAGGGGGUGUGGUGACGUUUGAGUAUUGUCUCUUCAUAUAAACUGUUAUUAAAUCACAACUGUUCUGAUACGUUUCAAGUGUUCCUAGCAAGGAUAGUGCCAUUGAAAACUUGCAUCUCUUGAAAUCUUCCUAGUUGUGAUUUUACAACUUGCUAGGAAUAUAUGGCGACUGCAAAAAGAACUUAGACCAGGAGGGGGAUCAUGUCACAAAUUCAGGUGAAUGAAUAUAUGACCUAAUCAAGUGCUGUAAGGUGUUUUGUAUUGUACAUCUUUGGGUUAUGAUUGGACACAACAUAACAUAGUAAUGAACUUAAAGCUAUAGAUAAGUAAAUGAUGUAUGAAUGAGAAUUCGUGGACUGUCUUUUAAUAAGUGGUACCGGUAAGUCCCAUUUUAAACAAGGAGCCAAUGAGUUGUAGUUUUAUAUCUUGAUGUAUGAAUUGCUGUUGGGAGGUUUUUAUUGAGACAUUGCAAUGUAAGUACGCUGUAUAGAGAAGUGGUUGGCACAUCUUUGGUAAGGACUGAGACAGGUGUUUCAAGGGGGGAGAUGUUAAGUCUUUUUCUAAAAACUGAUGUUUCCAUCUGUGCUGUUUUGGGCCUGGAAAAGAGCCCUGUCCUAGUCCUUGCUGGGAAGCUUCCACUAUUGGGCCAGCUUGCCUGGUAUCUUGAUUAAGGUAAGGCUAUAAGUUGUGGCCAUUGGGAAAAUGACGCGUUCGUUUACAAGGAUUAGAUUGUAUGUUGUGAAUGUACGAAAUAAAUCAUUGUAUAGAAUGGUACACCGUAUGUGGAGUUUUGAUUUCUCAUCAAGGUAGGACGUGUUGGUUCGGUGGACAAGGAGAUGAUUAUAGGAUACGUGACUAGGACAGUUAUCUCUUAUUUCUUAGCAUUUUGAGUUCAGGAUUGGCAUGGAAUGUGUUGGGUGUGUGAUAUCAUAAUUCAUGGGGUUAACUGUUUCUAACUUCAAAUUGACUUUGAAAUUUGUACAUAUUUGGGGAAGAAUUCUGCAUUUCAGGGACUCGGGGGGGGGGGGGGGAAAUCUUAGGAACCACAUUGAAAUCAGUGCGGUGAUAAAUAAUAGGAAAAUAGGGUCUAUAAACACUAACUUUUUAUGACUCCAUUAGUCUUUUAGAGCCAUAGUUCUCUAUCAGGGCAUUGCACUUCAAAAGGAACACUUCUGUUUUGCAGUUGUCCAUCUCAGAGUACACCAAGACAAGCUGCUUGAUACUGAGUCCUGACAAGGCAAGUCCUGUAAUGAUUCCAUGUUCACUUCACAUAGUUUACCAACUUCACAGUACUUGAUGUACUGUUGGACUUGACCAGUCCCCAACCUCACUUGAGGUUUGGCGAAUUCUAAUGCAUGCAAAUCCGUGUGGUUCUUCCAUUACGGCAAAGGGUUUUCUGACGGUGUCGUGCAGAGGCAUUGGUCCCUUUACAGAUCUGUGCUCUUGAUGGUGAGCUCCAGUUAACUUGAUCCAAAGCAGUCAUCAACUCUGUCGGAGACAAGUUGACUCGGGCCAAAGAAUGAGUCGAUUUCUGUUAAAAGGGGGAGAAAUGGCAAGCUCAGGAAGUCAGUGUUGGCCACAGGCUCACGUCACUGCAUAGGAAAAACAAGACUGGGGGGCAAGCACUGACUUAUCAGCUUACCAGUUGCCUCUGUAUGUGUCACACUGUCAAAAUAUGUAAUGUGUCGCUUAUUUCAAUGGGAAAUCUAUGUUUAAUAAUGAGUUCAUAUAAUGAAUGAAUAAGAUUAUAGCACCCUCAAGGAAGUGCCAUCAAAUGGCAAAUAAAACCCCAUACAUCUUAAACUGCCUGUUGUAAGAUGAAUAGGUUUGUGGUUAAAUAAUGAAGUGGAUAUCAUUACAGUUCCAGAAAGUUAUGUAAACCACUCUGGUUUCAAGUGCAGUGCCCAACUCCAAGCCAUUACAGCAUUACAUGUAUGAAGAAAAUGACUGUAUUUGAUACUCGUGGCUACAUGUAGAUUGGGGCUACAUGUAGAUUGGGGUUUUUGAAGUGGGGAAAGUCUUGGGAGAACUCUUCAUCAACAAGCUCUCUGCAGAGUUUCUGUCACAGACUUGGGCCUUUGCCAUAAUUCUAUCCUGUCUGCAAUUACCUCAAACAUUUUGUUAUAAAUGUUAGCCCUAGUUCAUUAACCUGAGAAAUUUGCACCUGGUUUUAAGUUAAGUUUUUCUGCACCUUGAGCUGACAAACCAGUGACGACCCAUGCUGUGUCCCUAGCUUUCAACACCCUGGUGAUAGUGGCCAAGCCCGACACUCUGCAUGUUUACAAACUUUUUAUCGUGUGACUUGAGGGAUUUUGAGAAAGUGGAGUGAACAUCCAGCUUGCUGAAAUAACCACCUCUAGAAUGGUCUUCAUUUGUGUGAAUCUUUUCCAUGGGUGCAUGGAUGAGAGAGGGUCAAAGUUUCCUUGACAUUUGUUAGAUUGGAGUUUAGUCACAUGUGCCCAGUGUUGAUUCUGUGAUUGCUGAAUACUGUUAUUGAGCAGAGUGCAUUCCAAGAUCAAUGCUGGGCUCAUUUGUGUGGGUCUGCUGGUUGUUCACAAUGCUAAUCUCUUAAUUACCUCACUCCUUGUUCUUUCCAAAAUCAGUAACAUAAUUACCAUAAAGCAGAGUGAUUUUCCUUUGUACUGAUGGGUGUCACUUUUUCCAACAGGUCCUCAUGUGCAUUAAGGAAUGCACUACAGAUCUGUAAGUAAGCAAGCCAGUCACAGCAGAGAGACCUCUGUCUGUUGGGCCUUCUGCCCCCAACGCGUGUUGGUGACAUACUUUUCCUAAUUUCUGUGGGGCUAUAUUUAGACAUUGUGUGCUUGAAGAUGAACAGUCACAGCAUCGGACAGACGGUGCCUUUUGGCUUGGCAGAUCCAGUGUCAACUUUUCAAUUGUACAUGUACUUUAUUUGUUAAAGAAAAUGUUCAAUUGAAAUAUGAUUAUAAGGAGCACAGUCUGUAGCAGAUGCUCCCUGCAGUUAGUGUAUAUCUGCUGACAGACGAGGUUAUCUAAAUGCUAAUGCUGGGAACCUGUUAACCGACGAGGCAUCUUGUAGAUAAUCUGUGUGUACCCUGGAUCAGCUCCACCUUCAGGUUCUCAUAGUCUAGUCCAUGUUGUUGGGCUCCAUGCCCCCAACUCUUGUUGGCGACUUGUCUGUGCAGUGCCUACUCUGAUAUAGGGUAUUGACAAACUCUGUAGAUUAAGGGUGUCUAGUGCACAUUUAAGCAUCUGCUUGGAUUACUGGGGGUGGGAUGAAGUCCUACUUGUUGUUCGUAUUUUAUUUCCCAUAUGAAGAUUUGGUUGCGCAAAAGCGCAAAUAUUUGUCGAUUCAGCAGUUUGACAUCACUGCCUGUCUAUGUUAAUCAUUCAGACAAGUGUGGGUUGGGCUAAAGGAUAUUUCAUUGGGUAUUUCAGGGGCGUUUGAAGUAUUUUAAUGGAAUUGGGUGUUUUAACUUCUUUAAUGAUAAUAGUAUAUGGUUGCAUCAUCCAAAGUGACACAAAAAGACAGAACAUCAUGACGAGACUGAAUAAAGAAAAUGUCUGUCUGGCUCGAUCCGACUGUAUCUGCGAUUCAAGCAAUGGCAAAUUUAUAUCCAGUUUCAUUGCGUUCGUGCUAAGCGUGUUCUGGAGCUCAACUUUUGUAGGUCGUGUCUUUAUUGGUACAAGACAGCAGCAUGGAGUGGAUGAGGAACAAGCAGAUGUACUGGCAGACAUCGAAGAUGGCAGCACAUGUUUCACAUCUGCAGUAUGCAUCACUUUGGAGCCUGACUUUUUCAAGAACAGGUACAACUGAACUAAUUCAACCAUUUCUCAGUUGCAGAUCCUUGCGUUGUCUUGUCAGGUGUUACUUAGUGUCUCGUAAGACAGGUUGUGGAAAUCAGGUUCUGUCUGAACUCCUUGAUUCAGCUCGACCGGUGUUCUGGGGUCAUGUUUUCAUCUGUGUUGCAUCUUGGCCUUGAUCUGAAAGAGAUAAGAUUGCAAAGAUGGCUAUGCUGCCAGACUUGUGGUAUAUCGCCCUUGACAGCUGGCCCUGUGAGGCCAAUACUAGUGCAGGAAACCUUGCAUAUAUCGGAUUCGCAUAAAUUAUAUCCUUGGGUACAAUGGACGACUUCAAAGUCCAAUUUCCAAGUCAGUUGGUUACGGGUAACAAACUUCAAAUAUAACAGACAAAAAUGCUGGUCAAGUUGCCUCCAAUGUAUGAAAGGUUCACUGUAAUCAUCUUUAGAUCAAAACUUUUGGAGAAAUACCUCGAAAAUAAUGUGUCGAAGCUUGUUCUGGACUAUGGAUAGUGAAACUGAUGGAGUACAAUGGAAGGAUGACAAAGAACUGUUGGUACACCAGUGGAUUCAUCAGGAUUCGUGCAAUUUCACCGUUUCAUGAAUGGACUGUAAACUUGGAAACCAUUUUGCAAUUCUCUGGACAUUCUCUAAUAAUAAGAUGGAUAUGUCACUGUGCACAUGGGCGACCAUCAUUGGGCUACCUUCAAACUAGCUGUUGUCAUUGCUACUGUGGACUUAAACCGAGGAAAGCGUCCUCGGGUAUGUUUUGAAAGUGUAUGUAGUUGUGAAAUGGCCUUUUUACAAUCACUUUGUACAUUCAUUACUGAGGAAUUAAAGACAGUUGAGAAUAA
Lineus longissimus is the source of this 7288-nucleotide messenger RNA. RefSeq names its product BUB3-interacting and GLEBS motif-containing protein ZNF207-like. The transcript has 9 exons. Gene Ontology annotation, molecular function: DNA binding. The coding region runs from base 77 to 1348 and encodes 423 amino acids. The record is from RefSeq and is a predicted model, not a curated record. Lineage: Eukaryota; Metazoa; Nemertea; Pilidiophora; Heteronemertea; Lineidae. Gene Ontology annotation, cellular component: nucleus.